This is a messenger RNA of Geodia barretti, 2123 nucleotides long. NCBI's taxonomy places the organism in Eukaryota, Metazoa, Porifera, Demospongiae, Tetractinellida, Geodiidae. The record is from the annotation of a GenBank genome assembly.
UAUUCAUAGCACACAUCGGCGCGUGUGGCAGCGGGAACAGCACACAGGGGGACACAGGGCGGUCUCGCUUGAGUCUCCUCCUCGGAAAUCUCUGUGAAUGAGAGAGCGGAUCGUAUGUGGGCCACAGACUAUGUCCAUGCCGGGCCCCGAUACCCUGGAACAAGCGUCAGGGCCCGCCACAAAUGGCGACGGACAGCUUUUACCUCCCGGCCAAAGCGAAGAAGCUCCCGUCGCUACGGGCAUUACGCCGUAUCCGUCGCCCCUCUCCACCUUUCUGACGCGCAGCGAGCUCGUUCCCUUCGUUCUGGAGCUUGAAAAGUCCCUGCUGGUGUCUAGGGAACAUGACUAUGCAAAGGCCCCCGACAGGCUCGCUGUUCUACAGGCUACUGCUCUACUAGAACGGAGAAGCGAUGGAGCUAUCACUCAUAACAGUGGCAGUGGGGUUGAGGCUACGACGGAGAGCUCCAGGGCCGAGCAGUGCGAGGAGCUCCUCAACUGCUGUGGGGAACUCGGGAGACUGCGUCGAAGCGCGUUGCUCUGCAGUGACGAGAACGCGACGUCGAGGCACCUACGAGCAGUUGUGGGCCUCCAGGCCUCGCUCAUCCGCGAGCAGCAAGAGCAAAUCUACACCAAAGACAGGGAACUAGCGUCAAUUCGGAGGGACAGAGACCAGCUGGAGGCUCGGUUAGAACGAAUGGAGAGACGGCUGGCCGUCCAUCAAAAGAGAAAUACGAUCACCGCUCCCUCAUUUCACGACUCUGAAUCAACACCAACCUCUGCAUCAAGCCCGCAGAGCGUCACCCGGCGACACUCUCGUACAGAGUCCCUCAUUAUGUCAGAGAGACACGUAAGGAGUCGGAGCGCUUCGCUGGAGCGAACUAGAAAUCGUCUGAGGCACCAGCAGCUGUCCAGUACUGCCAGCGCUACACCAGUCUCGCAGGACGAGAGAAAGAGCGCACGGAAACGUCUCAGAAUUGAGGACAGCAGAACCACCACACCAGAGCCUAUUCCUGUGAAAAGAGUACGAAAACCGCCAAAGUUGAUGGAAAUGAGGACUAGCGUGGAGUACGCAGGACUAGGUUUGCUACCGGUGCAAGACGGGCUAGCCCCAUCGCCUAACUGCUAAUCAUAGGGACUUACAGGCAAAGAACACUGACACGUUACUGAAUGACAAACUUUGUGCAGCGUCUGAUGCAUUGUCUAACAGUCGUCUAUCGAGCGAUAACCCAAUAGUAGUUCCCUCGUGGGAAUUGCAUCCGUUGACACCACUGGUAGAUCCGAACGAGGAACCAGCUGCGACAGAACCAGAGGAUAUAUCAGAAGACACGUUUUUACGGAGGCACAAGAAACACGAGGAAGACGAGAAACGGAGAAAACGGUGCGAAAAUCAAACACAAAUACGUAAUGUCUUACGGUGUGUGUUGCGUGCACUGGUAUUAAAGGUGGGACUUGCAAAGAACAAGAACGCUGCUGGAGCAUCAUGAAUUGCUGAAAAAGUACAACAAGAAGAGUGGGAUGGCAGAACCAACAGAAGAAAGAAAAGACAGAAUCACAUCUUUAUUCCCAAAACUAGAAGACAUUGAGGAGAUAGAGAUUUUGCCUACAGUCACUGUCAGUGCAUUUGGCCACCCUUUACCUCUGCUCAAGAGAAGUGAGUUUGAGUUGCCAUGGUUUGACCUGGCCACCAGAGAGGCAAGAGAGAAUGUCAGAACAACAAGAAGCAAAGCUCGCACAUCCACAACCUCUGCAGGGAGCUCAGACGACGUAUGAUAAUGCUCCAAGCCAGCCACCUAGAAGGACCUCAAGUGAUGCAGAAAAGGAAAAAUAAGCAGCUGGCCUCCUUAUCACUGGCAGUUGCUAUCAUAUGACCUGACCCCUCUCUCUCUUGUAACCACUUCCUGUGCCCAUCAUCUACUAGCACACCCUCCAUACAUAUUAUACCAUUGUCUGUGUAUUAUGUGUACAUGCAGCUCUCUCUGGACACAACGUGUACAGUGUUAUUCAGUCACACUUGACACACAACUGGUAUACAGCUAUAUACCAUGAAUAUUGCCAUCUUCCUACUCUACAGCGUCUUCAACUAAUACAUGUUUUACUGGAAACUGUAGCCCCUUUACAUACAC